AUGGGAGUGCAGGGGCUAUGGCAGCUGCUACAGCCGGUGGGCCGGCCUGUCACGCUGGAGUCUCUGCAAGGAAAGCGCUUAGCGAUUGAUUCGUCGAUUUGGCUGUACCAUUUUCAAAUGGCAAUGCGAGAUCGUGACGGAAAGAUUCUGAACAAUGCCCACCUUCUCGGUUUUCUAUGGCGGAUUUUGAAAUUGCUCUUUUACGGCAUUCGUCCGGUGUUUGUGUUUGAUGGUGGGGCGCCUGUCCAGAAGCGGCGCACUCUCCUCCAGCGCAAGCAGAGAAAAACCAUGGCUACAGAUACCCUAGCACGCACUGCCGAGAAGCUCCUUGCCGCGCAGCUGCGUCAAGCAGCAUUGCAACACCACAACGAGACGUCACGGCCAUCUGAUUCUCUAGAGGAAGGCACAGUGUACUAUGACGAGGUGGGGCGUAGCAAUGCGCCACCUACCUCUGGCCGUAUGGCUCCACUUACGUCGAAAACCGUUCAGUCGGUCGUCAAAGCAGUGACCAAGGACCCGUAUCAGUUGCCGGCUAUGCCGAAAGAAGCAUUGCAACUCUCUGAGCGCAAGGACUUGCGGUUUGCUACUGAAUCGGAAUUACGUGCCCUUAUGAACUCCAUUGCGCCCGAAGACCUGGAUAUGAAUUCUGAGCUCUUUCGCAGCUUACCCCCCGAACUGCAGUAUGAACUGGUUGGCGAUUUGCGGGCCAAGUCGCGUGGUACAUCAUACAAGCGACUGCAAGAUAUGCUAGCGUCAGCACCUACGCCCAUCGACUUUUCGCGUGCCCAAGUGGCAGGCUUGAAAACACGCAACGAUCUUACACAAAAAGUCUUGACGGUGACCGAUGAAAUCGGGAGCGCAAACAUCCAAGUGCCUCUACGUGUCGCAGGUUCACGGAAUCGGGAGUACGUGCUUACGCACAUCGAAGGAGGCGAUGGCGGGUUUGCGUUGGGCGCGCCGGAGGCUGGCACGUCACGCGACAAGGCGAUUGUGGUCGACGACGAGGACUGUAAGCCAGACUUGCAGGACGAAGAGGACUGGGAUCCUUUGGAGAUGGAAGAGGUGGAGAUCCCCUCUGCUCCCCCCGCCUCCGAUCCUGAACUGGAUGCCUUGGUACAUUCAGACCUGGACCCUGUCCAGCGCAAAGAACGUGCAUUGGCAUUUUUGAGUGUCCGUGCUGAGCAGCAUCGACGUCAGAAACGCCAAGAAGCUGGUAUGGAUGCAUGGGAAGAACGUGUACUUGGACACGUCCCUGUCGUCCCACCAUCACGAGCCCUCUUCCGUGAGCCGGCAGAGGAGGAGGCAGAGGCAGAGGAAGCGGUCGCCCAUGCGCCACGCCGCUCUCCCACGCCACUGCCGCUUCUUUCGAGGCCCUCGGACUCGAUGGCAUUGUUGCCGCCUGCGCCUUCCAGCGGCCUAGCUUCACCAUCAAAAGACACUCUGCAUUUGACGCCGCCCAGGAAGAGAGCAACCAGCCCGCCAUCACAGGAAUGGGUCAGCACACCGACGAAAGACAUGCUUGGCACGUCCAAGGCUAUGAGCAGUCCACCUGAAACGAUCAGGAGCCUCUCGCCGGAGCCUACCUGCCCACCGAAACAGACUGAUCUUAGCAGCAUCGAUACCCCCGCCACACCUGACGCAGUGUCAGUGAGUUCGCCGACGACACCUUCACACGCUGGCCAAGCUCCCACAGUAGAUCAGCCUGCUAUACCCGCCACGCCUCGUGAGAAGGAUGCUUCAGUGUCGGCGUCACCAGCCUCCUCGCCAUGGGCAUGGUCGCCGUCGCCGGAGCCAGAACGAGUCGGCCCAGAUGGAUUCCCUCUUCCCUCGCUUCAAGAAACACAGGCCAUCGAGGCGGAGGAAGAACAGGAAUGGGCACAGUGGGAUCAGGACCAGUCGCAAUUUGCUUCGUUUCUAAGUACAGCUUCCGGUCGAAGUCUUCCUGAUAUGCAACGUGAAGUCGCAGCGGAAGUCGCAGCGCUGCGUCAGGAACAUGCACGACUUCGGUCCUCGGAAGAUGAAAUUACGUCGCAAAUGACCUCGGAAAUCCAAACGAUGUUGCGCAUGUUUGGUCUUCCAUACAUCACUGCGCCGAUGGAGGCGGAGGCACAAUGUGCUCAACUGGCCAUGCAGCAGCUCGUCGAUGGGAUAAUUACAGACGAUAGCGAUGUGUUCUUGUUUGGCGGGACGCCCGUGUAUCGCAACAUGUUCAAUAGCCGGCGAACCGUGGAAUGUUAUCGCCUGUCGGACAUGGAACGUGAGCUUGGCCUGGAUCGAGAUCGGCUCAUUCAGCUGGCAUUCUUGCUGGGCAGCGACUACACAGAGGGCCUAACUGGCGUGGGGCCUGUAUUGGCCAUGGAGAUCUUAUCGCUGUUCCCUCCAAAGCACGCACUUGAAGAUUUUCGCGCCUGGUGGAAAGAUGUGCAGGUCGGCGCUGAUUCCGAGCAGGCACAGUCGAGUGUCCGACGCCGUAUCAAGCGUGCUCUGCGGAACAAGGUCCAUCUCUCUGACUCUUGGCCCGACCCAAAAGAACGCGAUGCCUAUGUUCACCCGACCGUGGACGAGAGUGACGAGCCCUUUGUAUGGGGCCAAGCGGAUUUGGACGCUGUGCGCUCGUUCCUGGGCGAGUACUUGCACUGGUCGACGAGCAAGACAGACCAGUACGUCCUGCCAGUGAUUGAGCAGCAGCGCAAGACUACUAGGCUACAUCGUGUGCAGGCCACCCUUGACCAGGCUGGGUUUGUCGGUGGCCAUGUCCCAGAACCUAUGUCAGCACGACGCUUUGAGUCGACGCGCCUGCAGCAAGUCGUACAAAGUUUUCGUGAGCGGCAAAGAGCCGAGGAGGCAUCUGCCCUACCUGCAGCCUCGAGCGUACCUAUGCGCAAACGCAAGCCACGCCAGGAUGAGGAAGCGUACGUCCCUCGGCCUACCAGAUCGCGACGCGACGCUGGUCGUGUAUCCUCGUUGAAUCCCAGAUCGCUGGAAGACCUAUGA
This is a messenger RNA of Malassezia pachydermatis, 2994 nucleotides long. Its product is annotated as rad2-structure-specific nuclease of the nucleotide excision repairosome. Gene Ontology annotation, molecular function: DNA endonuclease activity; single-stranded DNA binding. Gene Ontology annotation, biological process: nucleotide-excision repair. The record is from RefSeq and is a predicted model, not a curated record. The transcript has 2 exons. Gene Ontology annotation, cellular component: nucleus. The coding region runs from base 1 to 2994 and encodes 997 amino acids. NCBI's taxonomy places the organism in Eukaryota, Fungi, Basidiomycota, Malasseziomycetes, Malasseziales, Malasseziaceae.